Molecule: messenger RNA, 9890 nt
Organism: Ceutorhynchus assimilis (cabbage seed weevil)
Lineage: Eukaryota; Metazoa; Arthropoda; Insecta; Coleoptera; Curculionidae
Source: the annotation of a GenBank genome assembly
UGAAAACUUGUGUUUGUUUGUAUUUUAUUUCAGUUGUCAGAUGUCACAUAAUGACAGGUUUUUUUGGUUUUGCGCUUCUGUCUUUUGGUGGCUUGGCAGGACAUAACAAUAUAUUAGUUCGUAUUGUGCGUAAAGUGUGGUGCCCUUUUAGUUAGUGUUUUACCUAGCCAAUAAAGGAGAUAUAACACACUAGAACCUCGACUAGAACUGAGGGAAUGAUUGAUUACUCUUAAAAAACUAUUUGUAGGAUAAGAAUAAGAAACCAAAUCAUGGCAACCUUACAUAUGGGUUUGGGCCAGGACCGAGGCCAAGGCCAAGACGCUGCUAUGCUUCUGGAUUUCAACACAAAAUUGGACAUAAAUCUUUUGGAUAAUGUUGUUGCUGGUAUGUAUACGGGAAAUAAAGAAACUCAGAAAGUGGCACAACAAAUUCUAACCAAACUCAAAGAACAUCCAGAAGCAUGGACUAGGGUUGACAGUAUGCUAGAAUUUUCCAAUAACCCGCACACUAAAUAUUUUGCUCUACAAAUUCUGGAGGAAGUUAUUAAGACACGUUGGAAAUGUUUAGAAAGACAACACCGUGAAGGCAUUAAAAAAUACAUUGUACAAUUGAUUAUUAAAACCAGUGGAGAUCAGGAAAGUCUUGAAAGGAGUAGGACUUAUCUUAGUAAGUUAAAUGUGAUUUUAGUUCAAGUCUUGAAACGUGAAUGGCCAAACCAGUGGGAAAGUUUUAUACCUGAAAUUGUGGCAGCAAGUAAAACAAAUGACAGUCUAUGCCAAAAUAACAUGAUAAUUUUGAAACUUCUCAGUGAAGAGUUGUUUGACUUUUCUUCUGGCAAUAUUACACAAAUUAAAGCAAAACAUCUUAAGGACACCAUGUGCUCGGAAUUUUCUGCAAUAUUUCAUUUAUGCCAGUUUGUUUUGGAAAACUCACAGAAUCCAUCACUAGUAGAUGCGACGUUGGAGACAUUGUUGAAAUUUUUAAAUUGGAUUCCCCUUGGAUACAUUUUUGAAACAAAGUUAAUACCUACACUGAUUUUUAAAUUUUUGUCAGUUCCAAUGUUUAGAAAUAUAACAUUGAAAUGCCUCACAGAAAUUGCUGGUGUGACUGUUACAAAUUAUGAUGAUAUGUUUACAACUUUAUUUACCCAAACAAUGACACAAUUAGAAAAAAUGCUUCCGUUAGAAACAGAUAUAAAAACAGCCUAUGCAAAAGGUCAAGAUCAAGAACAAAACUUCAUUCAGAAUCUAGCCAUUUUUUUAUGUACUUUUCUAAGAGAACAUAAAUAUGUAGCUGAAGGUCAAGAACCCCAAUUGAAGGAUGCUUUAAAAUAUCUAGUACUAAUAUCUGAAGUUGAGGAAGUCGAAAUUUUCAAAAUUUGUCUAGAAUAUUGGAAUAACUUGGCAUCGCAACUUUACCGGGAUAUUGAAUUGCAACACGUAGUUUUACCAGCUCCUCCACUUUUCUCUUUCGCUCGAAGAGCUCUUUAUCAAGAAGUUUUGAAUAAAGUUCGAUACAUCAUGAUCUCGAGAAUGGCCAAACCUGAAGAAGUGUUGGUUGUAGAGAACGAAAAUGGAGAAGUAGUUAGGGAAUUUAUGAAAGAUACUGAUGCAAUUAAUUUAUAUAAAAAUAUGAGGGAAACUCUUGUUUAUCUGACCCAUUUAGAUUAUGCUAAUACUGAGAGAGUUAUGACCUCAAAAUUACAAAAUCAAGUUGAUGGAUCCGAAUGGUCGUGGAAAAAUCUGAACACUCUGUGCUGGGCGAUAGGUAGCAUAUCAGGUGCAAUGCAUGAGGAAGAUGAAAAAAGGUUUUUGGUAACAGUUAUAAAGGAUUUACUUUUGUUGUGUGAACAGAAGAGAGGCAAAGAUAACAAAGCUAUAAUUGCAUCGAAUAUUAUGUAUGUUGUGGGUCAAUAUCCCAGAUUUCUCAGAGCACAUUGGAAAUUUCUAAAAACAGUUGUGAGCAAGCUUUUUGAGUUUAUGCAUGAAACACAUGAUGGAGUUCAAGAUAUGGCCUGUGAUACCUUCAUCAAGAUUGCAAUGAAGUGUAGAAGACAUUUUGUUACUACCCAGAUUGGUGAAACUGUUCCAUUUAUUGAAGAAAUUCUGACCAACAUGAGCACCAUAAUUUGUGAUCUUCAACCACUACAAGUGCACACAUUUUAUGAAGCUGUAGGAUACAUGAUUUCAGCCCAAAUUGAUCAACCAACACAAGAAGCUUUGAUUGAAAAAUAUAUGGUAUUACCUAACCAGGUGUGGGAUGAAAUUAUCAUGAGGGCAAGCAAGAAUGUUGAUUGUCUGAAAGAAAUUGAAGUAGUAAAGCAAGCUGCCCUGAUUUUGAAGACAAAUGUUAAAGCUUGUAAAGCUUUAAAUCAUGCAUACGUUUAUCAGCUUGGCAAUGUUUAUUUAGACAUGCUAAAUGUAUACAAGGUUAUGUCUGAAAAUAUAACUGCAGCUAUCUCUAUCAAUGGUGAAGAAGUCACCAAACAACCCCUGAUCAAAAUGAUGCGAGUAGUCAAAAAAGAAAUUCUCAAACUAAUAUCCGAUUGGAUUUCUAGAUCAAAUGAUAACAAAGUUGUUUUGGAAAACUUUGUUCCACCUUUCUUGAGUGCCGUCCUAUUGGACUAUCAGCGAACCACCGUGCCUGGUGCCAGGGAACCCGAAGUUCUCAGUGCCAUUGCUACCAUUGUUAAUAAAUUGGAAGGAAAUAUUAUUAUGGAGGUUCCUAAAAUUUUUGAUGCUGUCUUUGAGUGUACACUGCAGAUGAUAAGCCAAAACUUCGAAGAGUUUCCAGAGCACAGGACUAAUUUCUAUUUGCUUCUACAAGCGGUCAAUACUCACUGUUUCGUGGCCUUUCUGACUAUACCUCCUACCCAAUUUAAGUUUGUUCUGGAUAGUAUAAUUUGGGCGUUCAAGCACACAAUGAGAAACGUGGCAGAGCUAGGCUUGCAGAUACUCCUGAAAUUGUUACAAAAUAUGGACUUAAACGAGUCGGCCGCUCCCAUCUUCUAUAGAACAUAUUUGACAGAUAUUUUACGGAACGUUCUGGAAGUGACUACAGAUACAUCACAUUCAGCAAGCUUGGCAACGCACGCUUCAAUAUUGGCAUACAUUUUUUCUCUUGUUGAAAGUGGUCGUGUGAAUUGCCAACUUGGACCGACUCCUGAUAACGUCCUUUUUAUGAAAGAAUAUACUGGAUCUUUAUUGAAAUCCGCAUUUCCCCAACAUUUGACCGAUAACCAAGUUAAAGUGAUGGUGCAAGGAAUGUUCAGUCUAAAUCAAGAUGUCGUGGCUUUUAAGGAACAUUUGAGGGAUUUCUUGGUGCAAAUUAGAGAAUAUAUCGGAGAGGACGACACAGACUUGUUCCUAGAGGAGCGCGAGAUUGCCCUACAGACGGCGCAAGCCGAAAAACGUCGCAUUCAACUAUCAGUGCCGGGUAUCCUGAAUCCACAUGAGAUACCAGAAGAUAUGCAGGAUUAACCCAUAACGCUAGUUAUUAACGGUAGAAACUUGUAAAUUAUGAAUGGAUGAGUGACCAAAUAAACUUUGAUCUGUGUUUAGUGGGUAAUAAUAUGUACCUACAAAGUGUACGAAAGUUACAGGAUGGUAUUUUAUCGCUAGUCACUGGGGAAAAUUCAAAAUAAUUUUGUACCUGGAUCUUAUUUGCCACGCUGGAUACAAAAAUUGUAUCCACGUGGUUGUCAGACUUAACAAGUGGUCUGUAGGUACCAUCGAUCGACCUAUUUAGUAAAAACCCGAAAAGACAAAUGAUUGGAAUCAAGCCCCUGAAGUUUUAGUGUAAACAAAAAAAAUUACUUAUAUAGAAGAACUUACCUUCCAAACCUAGUAAACUUACUUUAUGUAAACCUUGUAUCAUAAUUGGUAAUUAGGAGGUUUAUACUUAUGAACCUAUGUGAUAUUGUAUGUUUUGUGUUAUAAAAUACUUUUCAAAUUCUUUAAUGACAUAUGUAAAUACUCUGGGCGCAUUAUUUUAUUGACCGAUGGAUCCAUCCUCUCCCAUCGUUGACCAGUCUAUCUUUGUCUAGUUCAUAGAAAACCGAAAUGGCUGUAUCAUAAUGGUGGAAUGUAUACAUCAGUGAAUGAAAGAAAGCGCCCUCUUUGAUGUGUAAUAAACAUGAAUAAAUUAUUAUUACUUAUUUUUAAACGCUGGUUCACCGCUUUCCCAAGACUAGUGAUUUCAUUAUCCUUGAUUUCGGGUUUUCACUAAAUGGGACCAGAAGAAUCAAUUGCAGCUGAGAUAAGUGAAUUUUUUCCUUUUAAAAUACAUUUGAAUGAAUUUGUCGGGAUUUCUAUGAUUGGGGUAAUAUCGUUUCAGCUAAAAUACAUUAUCGUGUAUAUGUCGUAGGCAUAUAGUCAUUUGCCUAGUCAUUUACUGAGGCAAAUUAAAACAGUUGAAAAUUAACAAGAUUUUGCUAUUUGUCCAGGGAUUUGUAUUUCCCUAGGGAUUUGUAUUUGCUUAUAACUGCAAUCAUUGUUUGUUAAAUGCCAAGAUUUGAUUUAGGCAGAUGUUAUUUGACUAGGCAAUUAAAAACGUGAAUUUAUAACGAGCAUUAUUUUGCAUUGGUUAUAUGACAAAAAAUGCUAGCUAAGGGAAGCCUUAAGGUUAUGGUGAGAACGUUGAUUAGAUUAUACUUAUAGGAUUUGCGUAUAUGUAUUUCGAACAACAUAAAACUAACAGAAUAUAUGAAAACAGCAUCAUUUAGAAAUGAGUGAUGAAUGAAUGACGACCUAAUUGAAUCAAUAAUUAUCGAAAGAAUGCAGACUUACCCAAACUAACCAGUCCGCCUAGUGCUAUCAAGUAAUCGUCAGUUAGCAUUUUAUUUAAAACACAAAGCGCGCUUAAGGGACGCUAUAAUUAAACUAAAUUAACAUGAGUAUUUUGUUAUCUACUUAAACCAGCUCUGCAUUGGUUAUAUGACAAAACAGGCUAGUUAAGAGAAGCCAAAAGUUUAUGGUGAGAACGUGUAUUAGAUUAUACUUAUAGGAUUUACGUAUGUAUGUCAAACAGCAUAAAAUUAACAAAAUAUAUGAAAACAGCAUAAUUCACAAGUGAGUGAUGAAUGAAUGACAACCAAAUUGAAUCAAUAAUUAUCAAGAGAAUGUAGACUUACCCAAACUAACCCGUCGGCCGAGUGCGAUCCAGUCCUUGUAAGUUGGCAUUUUAUUUGAAACACAAAGCGCGCUCAAGGGACACUUUAACUAAAUUAAAUUAACUUGAAUUUGAAAUGAGUAUCACUUCUUUAUUUGCCAAAGGCAUUUACCGUUUGCAUUUUUACGUUUCCUAGACCGUGAACGCUACUGGUUGCGCUGACGAGCUAGGAAAUGUAUUGCGUGCCACACAUUUUGUUCCCUAGACAAUCGGUGACUCAGGUGACUGAUAAUCAAAAUGCCUGAAAGAAGGUGAUAAGUAACAGUCAAUUCAAUGUGUAUUAUACAUACAUUCUGAUAAUAGGUAACAAUAGUAAUAAAAAAAAAAGUUCAAUGUAAUCUUUUUAAUUAGCGUGAUGCGAAUACACACCUAUUAACUAUUUAAUAUCUAUGAAGGAAUGUAGAAAUAUGUAUACAGGUAGCACAUUUUAUUGUUCACUUCCAUGGUGGAUAGCAUUUGUUUGAUUGAGAUCAGGCCCGGUUUUUUUCAUCUUCAGAUAAACUUGCUGGUGAAUAUCUGCGAGAUAAAUUUACCGUUCCGUAUUUCUAUUGGGCAGAUAACUCGCAGACCAAUGGGAUUACUGAUUGUGUUUUUAUCCUUCAGAUUGAAUACCUGACAGUUUAUCAGAAGGCGAAUAAAUCGGCCCUUUGAUCUCUUUUUUUUUGUUCUUUUGUUGACGUUACAUAUGUGUUCUAAUCUAAAUUUUGACUGAUUGGCUUCAGCAAAAUUAUAGCUGUUUACGUUUGAUUUAAUUUGCGCCCACUCUCUAGGGAACGGAGUGUUUAGUGCGCAGUACAUUUCCUAACUCGUCAGUGCAACUAUUAGCGUUCACGCUUGGCGUUGCGCCCACUGUGCGUGUGAACGGUUUUGACAUUAAUGUUUAUGGUUUUACCUUUUACCUGUCUGAUAAUAAUCAAGAAAAUGCCGACUAACCUAAACAGACCCAUCCGCCUAGUGCGUCUAGGUACAAACAAAGUUAAUUUGGUUUAGUUAUAGCGUCCCUUGAGCGCGCUAUGUGUUUUAAAUAAAAUGUUAACUUACAAGGACUAGACGCACUAGGCGGACGGGUUUGUUUGGGUUAGUCUGCAUUUUCUUGAUUAUUAUCAGACGGGUAAAACCAUAAACACCUAACGUCAAAAACGUUCACACGCGCUAAACGUCUGACGCAUGGCUUUUGAAAUUAGGCAUUUGUCAAAUGAAGAACGUGAAGCUGGGCAAACGGUAAAUGCCUUGGGCAGCUGUACUUUGAAAAGGCUCUGGAUCGUCUUCCUUUCUAGAUUCGUGUUUUUUCCGUUUGUUAGUUAAGUUUAAUUAUAACAUGCAAACACUGAAAAAAGACCGCAUGAUAUCAAAUAAAAUGGCAACUCUACUACUACGUACUACUUAUUAUAAUAAAAAAAAAAUGUGCGCCUACAGACAAAUUCGUAAGUCUGACAAGAGUGCCGAUAUAAUGGUUGAAUGCGGUAUUGCAAAUAACACCCAAGAACAGAACCCUAUUCAAAUUGUACUAGUGGUUUCAGAGAUAAUUGACCGCCUUGUAACUUUUUGAACACUUAUAGGUAUAUAUUGUAAUUGAGAACGAUUUUGUACAGAGGAUAGGUAAAUAAUUUUCUAUUCCGUAAAGUGAUUAAAUCAUUAUAGUUGUAAAUAAGAAAAAAUAGGAAUGAUUCACAAGGUUGUUGGUUGAUAAGGUAGGUGAUAACUGUGUUUUUAAUAUAUGACCAAAAUAAAAGUAUAUUGUUUCAUCAUUAAAGAUUCGGAAGACUUAAUAAUAUUUCAAAACACUAUUUUGUACUGUAUUGAUUUGCAAAAAUUUAGCCAAAUUCUAUUCUUUCAACUGGUUACAUACCACUGCAGUGUGUUAUCACAGUAAUUGUUUCAAAUACAUUUCCAAAUUAUUACGGUAUUAUACAAAAAAACGGAUUUUCAUAACAACUUUUAAAAAUUAUCAACCACAAGGUCAAGUCCAAAUAAAAUCAGAAACUUUGCAAACGGCGCCCUGCAUCGUCUAUUCCCUCUGAUACACUGAAUGAGGCAGCACUAUGCUAUCAUCAUUACUGAAAAUUAACUACCCACUAAGACUGUUUUUUCAGCCAACCUCUUCUCUUCUACGCACAGAUAUAAUAGCAUAUCAUCAAUUCAGAAUACUUUAUAUUUGUUUCGAUAGGGAAUUUUUCUACGACACCAAAUUUUUCAGGUCUUUCAAUAUGCCAAACUCUGUAUGACUUCAUUGGGACUAGCACAUUCAAAACUAUAAAUAAUUUAACGGUCAAUCAAAUUCGUAAAUCAAGGGCAGAAAUACUGGCCCAGAAAAUAAAUGAUAUACAGAAAUCUGCUGGAAAUUGGAAUCAUAUGCGGAUAAAAAAGUACAUCGAACUUGAACAAGAAUUUAUGACACAUAAACUUUAUUAAAUCAUAUUCUCUAUCAUUCAAAAACCUUGACUGUGGCAGAACGUAGUCAACGUGAUUUUAAUUCUGAUUGGCAAUCCAGUAUAAUUUAAUAGUUGAUGCUAUAGGGUCUUCAAAAAAUCAAAGAGUCCUUUGGUCACAAAAACGGACGUCGCAUCGGUUUCCAUAAAUAAAUUUCACAAUGGAAAAUGUUUGCAUUAUUUUUUCUUUAUUUGUCGGAAGAUUUUUGCUUGAGAAAAUUCCGUUAUUGAUGGAAGAAAAAAGCAGAAUAGUGGAAAUAAUAGCCAUAUUUGAUUUACCUUAUUUGUGAAAACCCGUUAUAUGCGGAUGAACAUUUUCAUAAGUUCACAUAAUGGACGAGCCAUCUUUCAAAUCAAGUCCACAAUGUAAGUGCCUAGAAUCAAUAUUUCUAAUUUUCCCAGAACGUAUUCUACCAGAAUCCAGUGAAGUGAUCUAGUCACAAUUUCUAAAAUAUAACGGAUGAUAGCGGGUGAUAAAACAUCGACCAUUCUGUCAAUUUUUUCACAGUUACUCAAUAUAUGUUUUUCGUUUGAUGUUAUAACUACUUUACAUUUCGGUAGUUAAUUCUCUAAUAAUUUUUAUAAAUAGCACCUUAAGUGAUUUUACACUAGUACGUGAUGGUUGAUUUUGAAUGUUUAGUUUAUCGGUUAUGCAGAAAUAAUUGCUAUAUUUUUUCCCACACAAGAGUACAACUUUUGCCAAUCGCUGUAGGUGUCUUUUGAAUCAAACAUUAUCAAUGGUACAACAUAAAUUAUGGUGGAAAUUUGCUUAGAUAAGUUUAUAUUAUUUACCCAUCCUUUAUCUGAACCGUCCUCGUUUUUUGAUAGUGCUAGCGGCUCGCGUAAAUUCUGUAGACGAAAAGUGUAUAUUGUGAAGACUUUUACAUUAAAAUAGUUACUGUCGGCUUCCAAUGUUUUUUUAGUAUUAAAAAUUAGAUUUUAGUUAAUGAUGAUAUUGUGCGACUUUCAACUACCUACUUGACUGUCUAAUUCAGAAACAAAAUUCGUGCUUACUUUUUUUAGUGGUUAAAGAGUUGUUUAUCUUUAUUAUCCGCCCCUAGUGGGCCACUAUAACACGCGCUCAGUUUCAUUGAGGACGGCACUAGAUUGUAGAUGACAUUAGGAGUCAUUACAGCUCGAUCUAGCCGCUCAAGCAAUGCUACCUUUCUAGAUAUUUUGUGCGUGACUGCUUCUAGUUGCUUUCCAAGAUUUGUAGGCUUCACCCAAAGGAGGCCAGCUUCCUGGGUGGUAAAGUGGCAAAAUGUCCAAUCCUUGGGGUGUUAGCCUACCCUUUAAAAGUAUUUCAGCCUCUUGUAGAAGUGAGCAGGGCAUUCUCAAAUUAGAUAGUUUCUGUUGCUUGUUCUUAAAAUCUACAGUGGUCGCUUGCCUAUUGUUUUUAGGCGAUAUUCCACCAGGCAGUGCCUAGUGAACAGACUAACGACUAAUGCCUAUUCUGUUCAUAUCAAACAGUUAUUCAUAUCUUUUUGCUGAAAUGGAUAUGAACCAUUAUGCUUGUCUCAGACCAGGAAAGGAUCCGCAAUGAGCGAGCAUUUGAUCCUUUUCACAUCUGUUCAGUUCUUCGAAGUUGUGGCAUUUCAUUAGUGCACAAAAAAAGCUCUGCGCCUUGUAAAGGUUUUGCAGCGCCUUGCUUUGCGAGAUCUGCCUCCUCGUUGCCUUCUAUACCCUGCUGACUUGGAACCCACACGAGGGUUACUCUGUUCCACCUAGCCAGUUGCUAAGGGAUAUUUUUACCCUCCUAAAAUGGGUGGAAUUACUGGCGUACCUGCCACUAGUUCCAAUUCAUAAAGUUUGAGAUAAAAUUCAUACUUUCAUUACAACUAUCCAUUCUGCCAGUUUUAUUAAAUUUAUCUUGGAGGCAGUAGGUAAAUAGUUGGUUACUAAAAUUGCAAUUAUAUUAAGUAAAUAUUGUGACAAUUUUCUAUAAGUAGGUAGGUAGGUGUUGGUUUGCGAAAAAGGAAGUUUUUGAUUGUAAAGGUACCCCUAGCACUAUGAAAGUUCUCAAUAAACAGUGUGUAAUGUGGUCAAUUGUUGAAAAUAAAUAUUUUUCUAUUUGUAUCAUCUUUUAACUAGUAGGUUUUAGUUGUCAUACUUUUUACUUUUUUUAGUUUCUUCUUUUAAAAAAGGUAGAAUUUACAAUUUACACCUAAACGCUUUUUUUUUAAAUAAAUAUGUAUACCUAUGUAGUAUAUUGUUUUCACUUUUUGUAUCAUCAUUUAGGAUUUAUAGAGAACAUGUUCAGUUAGAAAUAAAAUUGUUUCUUUCAAAUACACA